Amoebophrya sp. A25 is the source of this 2900-nucleotide messenger RNA. The record is from the annotation of a GenBank genome assembly. NCBI's taxonomy places the organism in Eukaryota, Dinophyceae, Syndiniales, Amoebophryaceae.
CUAGGUUGCAGACUACAUAAAGCAAGAAAAAACGCAAAUAGUAUGUGCUUUCUUCUCUCCAGGCGGGAAUCAUGUAGGCUUCUCGACGCACUUUUGUUCUAUACUAACAAACCUCUGUUCGAGUGGAGGUUUAUUUCUUUGUUGUAGCUAAUGGUAAUGGGUAUCUUUCGAAUGCCUCUACGACUACCUUGCUAAUAGAACAUGUCAUCACCUUCGUCUACGACCGCUGGACCAUGUGGUGCUGCAACAGCACUAGUACCUCCAGAGUCGAACAUUAUGCAGCAAGAUCACGCUGGCACAAGACCCGCCGUCGGCAUCAUAGGUGAUGGUCUUGGUGGUCGGCAACCAGAACUACCUACCAGACCAGUCGGCAUCGUCGGUGGUGGUCUUGGUGGCCUUGCUCUCGCAGUAAAGCUCGAAGAGGCAAAGAUACCUUAUCUCGUGUUUGAGCGCGACGCGCACGUGGGAGAAAGGAAGCAGGGCUAUGGCAUGACACUCACGCCAAGCGGCCUUCGUGGCUUAGGCAUCGAAGGACAAUGUCGAGCACGAAGUCAGGCAUCCGACAGACAUUGGGUGUUUGACGGUCGGGAUGGACAGAUUUUGGGGUAUUUUGGAAGAGGACUUGUGCAUUUGGAGGAUGAACAAAAGGAACAGGCGGAUGGAGGUGUAGACGAGGACAAGGACAAUGGAAAUCAUGGUUGUAACAAAGCUGACUACAAUGUUGAGGAGGACGCUAAAGAUGAACGAGAAAGUACGGCAGAGUCGAAGUCUUCUAGUCCUGCAACAUCCUCCUCUAGCUCAUCCUCAGGAGAAAACAAUUUCCGUAUACCACGCCAGGAGUUGAGACAGAUGCUUCUUCAGAAGCUCCCAUCAGAAAAAGUCAUGUGGGGUAUGCAACUUCUCGACUUUGAAGAAGAGAGGGAUCAUGCAGAUGAAAGUGGUGUAAUUGCGAAAUUCAACAGGACUGCUACUCCGAUGGUAGUAAAAGACGAGCGAGGUGGAGAUGAUUCUCCAACGUCAGCAAGAACAGGCUCAACACAUAGAAGUACAGUAUCUACAGCAUCACCUACAACAUCUACACCAUCUACAUCAUCUACCGCACCCUCAACACCAUCUUCAGCCUCGACGACACAAGUGAGAGGUGAUGAUAGAGUCGAGAUUGCGUGCUCUCUGCUAGUAGGAGCGGAUGGAAUUCGCAGUCAAGUGGCGCGUUUGCUGAUGGACAAGAAGUGGUCGUCGUCCUCUGCGGAAAGGAAAGGUGAUCAGGGUGCUACAAAAAAGAGCCACGACAACGACGACUACACCGCAUCGUCUUCCUCCCUCAAUCCCCUGAACGUCUCUGUCGUAAUCGGACUGAGCAGGUUGAAACAUCCAUUAAUCCGUCGUGGAGGCUUUUAUGCUUUUGGAGAUGGCAAGAGGCUUUUUGUGAUGCCCUUUUCAGACGAGUUGACAAUGUGGCAAUUGUCCUUUAGUGAUAAAGGGGGAAAGAUGUUGGAGAGGGUGAAAGGAGAGGCUGGGGCGGAUUCGGACACUAGUGGAAACAACGUGCAAGAGAAGAAGGAUGUCGCGGAAAGAAUAGCAACAGCCAACGAACGGAUCGUGGAAAACUGUCCUCAACGGAAUCAAAAAUCAGAACGAGCCUGCGCUACACCAACAACAAAUACAUCUUCACUACCGAAGAGGCUACAGAAGUUCGUACUCGACGAUCUGCUAAAGGACUGGUUUCCAGCUUGUCGAGAACUGGUGGAGCAAACGGAGAUUUUAGAGACUUGGGCCACGCAUCUGUAUGACCGGGAUCCGACACAGGUGUUGCCUUCGUAUAUGGAUAGCAGCGCUAGUACUCAAGCAUCUAGAUGCACGAGCAGUACUAGUCCUCAAGCAUCUACAUGUACGUCCUCAAAGCACCAACAUGACAAUCCCAAACAGUCAGUGGCAAAGUCUAAAGACCCUAGUAGUUCCAGAGGAUCACGUCCACGACCGUUGGUUACAUUAUUGGGCGACGCCGCUCAUGCCAUGAGCAUGUUUAAAGGCCAAGGAGCCAAUCAGGCCUUGUUGGAUGGACAGUUGCUGGCCAAGUUGUUGAUCAAAGCUUCUAGUACGAGAACUUCUAGUUCCAGUACGAAGGCCCUGAGAAACUGCCUAAGCCGAUUUGAACGGGAGAUGUGUCAAAGAGCUGGGGCUAAAGUUUUUCAGAGUAGGGAAGCGUGUAGGAAUUUACAUGUGGAAGAUGUAGGGGACGUUUUUCCAGCUGCUGGAGGAAAGGUCAGGAAGCAUGGUGCAGAGUUGCAAGCAGCAAGGCCAGACACUUCAGUAGAUCCCCGGUCUUUAUCUGUAUGUUGUGGUCGAUACAGCGAUGGUCUAUUUGAAAGAGACUACAGGUUGUCUUCAAGUGCGUCAGUCCCUGCUUUCGUCCAUUACCUUCACACAACAGCUCAGGUAACGGCAAAGAGCAUAGUCGUGCCUAAGGCUCAUGAAGCAGAAGACAGUGCUCAUGAAGCAGAAGGCAAAGAUGAGGGCGAAGUACAACUUUUGGAGACAGCAGUACUGAAAGCUCAUAGAGAAUGGAAAAGGAUGUAUUCUUGAAUCCAUUCCCUCCCCCAUCCCGUGAAAAAAGCGAUUGCAUUAUAUCAGAGUAGUUUAUAGCACGCAUGGUGCAUGGAGUAGCAUGGAGUGCAUGGAGUGCAUGGAGCGCAGAGCUUUAAGGGGCGCAAGAAGCUCCCCCUUUAGCUCCAUGCUACUCCAUGCGAUCCAUGCACUCCAUGCCAUGCGAGCUGUGGAACCUUAUAAGUUGCUCUGUUAUAUCUAUGCUCUUUUCUUUUUUUACUUUUCCUAGUUGGGUUGGCUCGCUCCACCCCUCAUCUUCAUAUUAUAUAUCUAUGCUCAUCUUCAACGAAGAACUC